Molecule: messenger RNA, 1878 nt
Organism: Cylicocyclus nassatus
Lineage: Eukaryota; Metazoa; Nematoda; Chromadorea; Rhabditida; Strongylidae
Source: the annotation of a GenBank genome assembly
AGUUUAGUGCCUGUGCGACUCUCGUCAUGGAACGCUUAGGCUUAGGACUGACUCCUCGCACGCCUACCGAACGUCCUCUUGCCACCACUGAGCGUCCUCUUACAACCAUCGAACGCUCUUCUUACAAGAGAACCGAUGCAUUCUACGCCAAAGAAAAAGAGGAUUUUCAAGAUUACAACAAUCGCCUGGAGCGAUACAUUCACCUUGUCAAGGGUCUUGAACGUGACAACUCACAGCUGGUCAAUGAACUACGCCUUCUGGCUGACACUUGGAAUCGAGACACUAAUGGAUACCAAAUCUCCUUCACCGAAGCUAUAAAAACGCAAAGAGAUAAAUCCGUGGCAGAGGUAAAGUCUUCAGUGGAACAAUCAAUUCGUGCCAAACGAAUCCGCCAUGAUAUUGAGGACUACAAUCGCAGAAUAGAUGAAAUUCGUCAUGCCGAAGAAGGAGAUCGUGCAAGAUGUGCGGAGCUUCAAUCUGAUAUUUCAAGUGCCGAGCGGGAAUUAGAAACCCAGUUGAGAGACAAUAAGCGCUUGGAUGACGAACGCAAUCAGCUUAGAAAUCAGAACGCCACCCUAUAUGAGGAUUACAAGCGAAUUUGGGAUGAGAUUGAUCGCAUCCGCCUUGAGUUGGCCGAGUACCAAGCAAGAGAACAGCGCCUUCUUGCUGAAAAAGAGUUCUUGCUCAAAGUACAAGAACGAGAAGCCGCAGAAAUUGGUAGCCUCAUUCCUGAAUCCUCUUUCGAUGCUAGAGAAUAUUUCAAGAAUGAUAUAGCUCUUGCGAUUAAGGACAUCAAAGUUGAAUACGAGGAAUCACAUAGAGUUAUUCGUUCUGAAGUAACGUCAUACUAUUACCAGAAGCUGGACGAGCUGCGCAAACUGGCAGAGGGCUUACCUUCAGACGAACCUCGAUUGCGCCAAGAGCUGAUAAGCAAAAUGGAGAACAUGAUCGGUGACCUUAGGAUGCAAUUCGGCACUCUCGAGAAUAAGAACCGAAUGCUUGAAGACCAACUGAGACAGAUACAGAAUACGUUGAGAGAUGAUAUCGAUAGAUACGAAGAUGACAUGCGACGUAGACACAAUCAAUACAAGGAAGCCCUUGAAUCUUACCAGCGCCUGCUUUUGGAACAAGGAGCAGAAGGAGAUGAGCUGGCCUUACUAGAACUAGAAAUUUACAGAAGGAUACUCGAAUGCGAAGAAAAGAGGUGGGGAGCGCACAUAGCAACAAUGCACGAGUCCUACUCUCAAAUUACCAAGCAUAGGACAUAUAUUACAGAUGUGUACAUCAAGGAUUGUGACGAACACGGCGACUAUGUGAUUGUUGAGAACUUAGGCUAUACUAGUCAAAAUUUGGGCGGGUACCGUCUUAGCAGAAGGGUAGGUGGCCGUGAACGGUCCUUCACUUUCCCGGAUCCAUUCAUUCUUGGACCUAGACAAACCGUUCAAGUAUCUGCCCGAGGCUACACUUCCCAAAGACGAGAAUGCAACCACUAUCUGACUUUCGAUAGUGAUAUCACCUGGGGCACAAACGAAGACUUUGUGACUCGCCUUUACGACAAAGAAGGCGUUGAAGUGUCAACUAUCGAAGAACGAGAAAGAAGUUAGAUGAACUUGCCGCAAGGAUGUUAGUGUAGCUAGAUACUCAUCUACCCCUUGCUGUACACCUAUGUAAUAGACUAUUGAUAGCGUUUCCUUGAUAAAUACAAGGUCAUUGGACGAUAUAUAUCCGCUCUCAUGCCUGAACUCGGCAUUUCUCUUCAACACUUGUUUGCAUGUGAACAAGUAGUGAGGUUUAAGUUCAAUGCUGUCUAGGAUUAUGUUGCAGCGGAUUAGACAAACUAUUGCUUUCACAGUUACACUGCCUUUGUGAGAGUCUCCA